This is a messenger RNA of Meloidogyne enterolobii, 327 nucleotides long. The record is from the annotation of a GenBank genome assembly. NCBI's taxonomy places the organism in Eukaryota, Metazoa, Nematoda, Chromadorea, Rhabditida, Meloidogynidae.
UUAAAAAGAGUUUUGAGUGUUAAAAAUGUUUUUUUUUCUUUAAAAUGUUUUGUUAGCAUGUUUUUCCGGAAGGGGCAUGUUUGGAUGUUUUGUUUUGUUUUGUUAAAGUUUACAAACUUUGUUUUAAAGAAAAUGUUUAAUGUUUUUCUGAACUUUUAUAUAUGUCUAACAUGUUUUCCGGAAUUAUUUUAUCUGUUUUGCAACAUGUUUUUCCGGAACAUGUUUCUCGGAAUUAAAAUUAUAAUUUUAAAGGCACUCCAAUUCGAAAAUUAUUUGUACCAGAAUAUCACUGUGAAAACUACGACCAUUUCCAACCUCAACAAUUAG